CUCGCAGCAGUUCCACGGAGCUCUCUCCCUGACGUCAGCCCGGACACUGAGCCCUUGCCUCAACUUCCUCGUCUUUAACACUUCCUGUACUUGUAUGGUAACCCACCGAACGCAACUUAACCGGAGACCAGAGGCGGCUGAAGUGAGAAUGAAUACUGACCAUGAGAUCGGUCUCCUGAUCGAAGAGAUUCGUCGUCUUGGAUCUCCAGGAGCAGACGGUAAAAUCAGGGUCAAGUUCGGAGUGCUGUUCGCUGAUGACAGAUGUGCCAACCUGUUCGAGGCUCUGGUGGGAACUCUGAAAGCUGCCAAGAAGAAGAAAAAGAUCAGCUUCACUGAAGAGCUGCUACUACAGGGGGUCCAUGACAACGUUGACAUUGUUUUAGAAGUGGACUGAUGACUCCCGAGUGCAGUAGUGGCAUUGGUGAUGUCAUUGUAACCCAGUCCUCAGGAAGCACGGGGUAGAUAGUUUUUUAUAUGCAUUUUGUAACGACUGAAAUGUUGAAUUGUUUGUAACUUAAAAACCACCCAAUAAAGUCCACAUCCAAGCUGA
Hypanus sabinus (Atlantic stingray) is the source of this 550-nucleotide messenger RNA. RefSeq names its product ABRA C-terminal like (gene abracl). Bases 95 to 394 code for a protein of 99 amino acids. NCBI's taxonomy places the organism in Eukaryota, Metazoa, Chordata, Chondrichthyes, Myliobatiformes, Dasyatidae. The record is from RefSeq and is a predicted model, not a curated record. The transcript is spliced from 3 exons. Gene Ontology annotation, biological process: regulation of actin filament-based process.